Molecule: messenger RNA, 1755 nt
Organism: Cornus florida
Lineage: Eukaryota; Viridiplantae; Streptophyta; Magnoliopsida; Cornales; Cornaceae
Product: aspartate aminotransferase, chloroplastic
Exons: 12
Coding region: 87-1481 (464 amino acids)
Biological process (GO): biosynthetic process; amino acid metabolic process
Molecular function (GO): pyridoxal phosphate binding; transaminase activity
Source: RefSeq, a predicted model, not a curated record
AAUGAUUUUCUCGCCCACUUCUGCUUUCCCUCUUCGAUUUUUCCACACUCUCUCUCCUCGCUGCCCAUACUGAAGGCUACAAAGAGAUGGCUUCGACGAUGCUCUCUCUCGCCUCUCCUUCAGCUUCGUUAUCGUUGCCAGAUAAUUGCAAGACAAAAUUGAAGCUUGGCAGCUCUGAUCAUGUUACUCUUUUGGGGAAGGACAAAAGAAAUCCCUUUAUGAAGAAGAAGUCACAUGGUAGGAUAAAUAUGGCUGUUGCUGUUAAUGUUUCUCGUUUUGAGGGUAUAACAAUGGCUCCUCCUGAUCCCAUUCUGGGAGUCUCUGAAGCAUUUAAAGCAGACACACAUGAGAUGAAGCUCAACCUUGGAGUCGGGGCCUACCGAACAGAAGAACUUCAACCUUAUGUUCUUAAUGUUGUUAAGAAGGCAGAGAAUCUUAUGCUAGAGAGGGGCGAAAACAAAGAGUAUCUUCCAAUUGAAGGUCUGGCUGCAUUCAACAAAGCGACUGCAGAGUUAUUAUUUGGAGCAGACAACCCUGUACUUCAACAACAAAGGGUUGCCACUGUUCAAGGUCUUUCAGGAACUGGUUCUCUUCGACUUGCUGCUGCACUUAUAGAACGGUAUUUUCCUGGGGCAAAAGUUCUGAUAUCAUCUCCUACUUGGGGUAACCACAAAAAUAUUUUCAAUGAUGCUGGAGUUCCUUGGUCUGAAUACCGCUACUAUGAUCCAAAGACAGUUGGUUUGGAUUUUGAUGGGAUGAUAUCAGACAUAAAGGCAGCCCCUGAAGGAUCUUUUGUCUUGCUUCAUGGCUGUGCUCACAAUCCAACUGGCAUUGAUCCAACUCCAGAACAAUGGGAAAAGAUUGCUGAUGUCAUUCUAGAGAAGAACCACAUUCCAUUUUUCGACGUUGCAUACCAGGGAUUUGCAAGUGGAAGCCUUGAUGCAGAUGCAUCAUCUGUGAGGUUGUUUGCUGCACGUGGUAUGGAGCUUUUGGUUGCACAGUCAUACAGUAAAAAUCUGGGUCUUUAUGCAGAAAGGAUUGGAGCAAUGAAUGUACUCUGCUCUUCAGCUGAUGCGGCAACAAGGGUAAAGAGCCAACUGAAAAGGCUUGCUCGACCAAUGUACUCAAAUCCUCCCAUUCAUGGGGCUAAGAUUGUUGCCAAUGUUGUAGGGAAUCCAGUUCUCUUCAAUGAAUGGAAAGAUGAGAUGGAAUUAAUGGCUGGAAGGAUAAAGAGUGUGAGACAGAAACUAUUCGACUGUCUUACUGCAAAGGACAAGAGUGGGAAGGAUUGGUCGUUUAUCCUCAAGCAAAUCGGCAUGUUCUCUUUUACAGGCCUGAAUAAAUCUCAGAGCGACAAUAUGACAAAUAAGUGGCACGUGUACAUGACCAAGGAUGGAAGAAUAUCGUUGGCAGGAUUAUCUGCAGCCAAAUGUGAAUAUCUCGCGGAUGCCAUCAUCGACUCAUUCCACAAUGUCAGUUGAAAGAAAUAGAUGGAUGAGAUUCUUAACGAGACUCAGGUCGCCAAGUAUUUUGGUGAGUUAAUUUGCUCAAUAGUUCAGCCUUCAUUUACUGAAUACAGUUUUGUUGAAACUUAGAAUAAUGUACUUUGUUAGAAAUUUUCACCAUUUGAAUUUAAUAAUAUGAGGCAAUCUUUUACAAAUUACUUUUUUCCUGGGAAGUGGAUGUUAUGUAAGAACUUGAAACUUACAAUACCGAAAUUUCGUAAUAUUUUACAGUUACCUUUUUUCUUGAAAA